GGCAUCUGGACAAGCCCCAGCGAGAGGCCACAGCGGCAUCAUGGUUCCUCAGUCUCUGGGGCUGGUGUUCUUCUGCUUCCUGCUCCAGCUCCAGGGACCGCUAGGAGCAGUAGUUUUCCUAACCCAGGAGGAAGCACACAGUGUCCUACACCGGCAACGGCGUGCCUACUCAUUCCUGGAGGAGCUAAGGACAGGCUCCCUGGAGAGAGAAUGCCUUGAGGAGCAGUGUUCUUUUGAGGAGGCCCGAGAGAUCUUCAAGAGCACCGAGAGGACAAAGCAGUUCUGGAUGGUCUACACCGAUGGGGACCAAUGCGCCUCGAAUCCGUGCCAGAACGGGGGCACCUGCCAGGACCACCUCCAGUCCUACGUCUGCUUCUGCCUCAUAGACUUUGAGGGCCGCAACUGUGAGAAGAACAAGAAUGCCCAGCUGAUCUGUGCAAAUGAAAAUGGCGGCUGUGACCAGUACUGCACUGACAAUCCAGGGACCAAGCGCACCUGCCGCUGUCAUGAGGACUACGUGCUGCAGCCGGAUGGGGUGUCCUGCAAACCGAAAGUUGAGUAUCCUUGUGGGAGAAUGCCUGUUGUGGAAAAAAGAAACUCCAGCAGCCCCCAAGGCCGGAUUGUGGGAGGCAAGGUGUGUCCCAAAGGGGAGUGCCCGUGGCAGGCUGUGCUGAAAAGCAGUGGGAUAUUGCUAUGCGGGGCCACCCUGAUGGACACCUCGUGGAUAGUGUCCGCAGCCCACUGUUUCGAUGGUAUCCGGAGUUGGAGGAACAUAACAGUGGUGCUGGGCGAGCACGACUUCAGCGAGAAGGACGGGCCUGAGCAGGUGCGGCGGGUGGUACAGGUCUUUAUCCCUGACAAGUACUCGCCAGGCAAGAUCGACCACGACAUCGCCCUGCUUCGCCUCCACCGGCCCGUGACCCUCACCGACUACGUGGUACCCCUGUGUCUGCCUGAAAGGGCCUUCUCUGAGAACACCCUAUCCAGAAUCCGCUUCUCCAGGGUCAGUGGCUGGGGCCAGCUGCUGGACCAUGGUGCCACCGCCUUGGAGCUCAUGGCUGUUGAGGUGCCCCGGAUGAUGACCCAGGACUGCCUGGAACGUGCCAAGCACAGUUCCAACACCCCCAAAAUCACCGACAACAUGUUCUGCGCUGGCUACGUGGACGGCACCAAGGACGCCUGCAAGGGCGACAGCGGCGGCCCUCACGCCACACACUACCGCGGCACAUGGUACCUGACAGGCGUGGUCAGCUGGGGGGAGGGCUGUGCUGCUGUUGGCCACGUGGGCGUGUACACCAGGGUCUCCAGGUACACAGACUGGCUGAUCAGAUUCAUGGACUCCAAGCUCCAGGUCGGGGUUUACCGAGUGGAACUACUCUAUCUCCUGGGUCAUCAGCAACUAAUGCAGCAAGGUUGGAAAUGGCAGGCCUGGUGGGCCAACACACCCUCUGCCAACCCUGACGUGUGCCAUGGGGCCAUGUGGACUCCCCUAGAUGUCACGUAUCAGAGAAGUGAGCGUGUGUCAAGACCCCGGCAGUUCAGGGUUCCCGUCCCCCGGAGGCUAGAUAAGCAGAGGGAGCAUGGCCACCUGGGGCCCGCGGUGAGUGAACCUUGUCCCAUGCCUGUCACAGCAACUGCUGUCCUUGACCACACCAUGGGGAGCCUGCUGCGACUCAGCCUGCUCUGUGUUGUCCUGGCCAGCCUAGUGUUACAUGGAAGAAGUGUGUUUAUUAACCGGGAACAUGCCAACAGUGUCCUCACGAGGAUUCGGAGAGCAAACUCAAUUUUUGAAGAGUUGAAGAAAGGAAAUCUGGAAAGAGAGUGUAUGGAAGAAAUGUGCAGCUAUGAAGAGGCCCGCGAAGUCUUUGAGGAUGUUAAGAAGACGAAUGAAUUCUGGAACAAAUACGUAGACGGUGACCAGUGUGACAACAAUCCUUGCCAGAAUCAAGGCCAGUGUCAGGAUGGCCUCGGGGACUACACAUGCACCUGCAUGGAGGGAUUCGAGGGCAAAGACUGUGAAUUCUUUGUCCGGAAACUCUGCAGCCUAGACAACGGAGAGUGCGACCAGUUCUGCAGUGAAGAGCAGAACACAGUGGUGUGUUCCUGUGCCAGUGGUUACUUCCUGGGCGAUGAUGGCAAAUCCUGCAUCUCCACAGUGCCCUUUCCCUGUGGGAAAACCACCAUAGGACGGAGGAAGAGGUCUCUAGGCCAGAGCACCAACCACAGUGAACCUGUCACUGAAGACUUCAUAAUGGACUUGGAUAUGCUGUCCCCUACGGAGAGCCCUUCUGAUCUGCUCAACCUCAACCAGACACAACCGGAAAAGGACGGCACAGACCUUAUUAGGAUCGUGGGUGGCCGAGAAUGCAAAGAUGGAGAGUGUCCCUGGCAGGCUCUGCUCAUCAAUGACGACAAUGAGGGGUUCUGUGGGGGCACCAUCUUGAAUGAGUUCUACAUCCUCACGGCAGCCCACUGUCUGCACCAAGCCAAGCGAUUCAAGGUGAGGGUAGGGGACCGGAACACAGAGCUGGAGGAAGGCAAUGAGAUGACACAUGAGGUGGACGUGGUCAUAAAACACAACAAGUUUGUGAGGGAGACCUACGACUUCGACAUCGCCGUGCUCAGGCUGAAGACCCCCAUCAUAUUCCGCAUGAACGUGGCCCCUGCCUGCCUGCCUGAGAAGGACUGGGCCGAGGCCACACUGAUGACGCAAAAGUCAGGCAUCGUGAGCGGGUUUGGACGCACGCAUGAGAAGGGCCGCCAGUCACACAUCUUGAAGAAGCUGGAGGUGCCCUAUGUCGACCGCAACACCUGCAAACUCUCCACCAGCUUCACCAUCACGCAGAAUAUGUUCUGCGCUGGCUAUGACGCCAAGCCGGAGGACGCCUGCCAGGGGGACAGUGGCGGCCCCCACGUCACCCGGUUCAAGGACACCUACUUUGUGACUGGCAUUGUCAGCUGGGGAGAGGGGUGUGCGAGGAAGGGCAAGUAUGGGAUCUAUACGAAAGUCACGGCCUUCCUCAGGUGGAUUGACAAGUCCAUGAGGGCCAGGGUGGUGCCCACGUCUGAGAUCCCACGGUCAACAAGUCCUCCCCAUUAAAGCGGUAGUCCUCCA
Messenger RNA from Mesocricetus auratus (golden hamster), 3115 nucleotides. RefSeq lists its product as uncharacterized. The transcript is spliced from 18 exons. Gene Ontology annotation, molecular function: calcium ion binding; serine-type endopeptidase activity. Gene Ontology annotation, biological process: blood coagulation; proteolysis. The coding region runs from base 41 to 3100 and encodes 1019 amino acids. Gene Ontology annotation, cellular component: extracellular region. Lineage: Eukaryota; Metazoa; Chordata; Mammalia; Rodentia; Cricetidae. The record is from RefSeq and is a predicted model, not a curated record.